AUGGCCGAGCCCGAAGAGAUCGGCUCGUUUAUCUACAGUGCAGACCUGGACAGAGUGACCGCAGCAGACUACAAACCGAAAACACAGUACCGGUUCGGCCUCGCUGGCGACAAGUAUGACGUCGAAUUUCAGAGGAAAGACGUGAAAGAUGCGAUCCACAUCAUCACAUCCGAGAUCAAGCGCAAAGGAACAAAAACACCGUAUCUGCUGCUGCCCUUCAGGCCCCAGCAACAUGAGCCGGCCCUCAAGUCUUUCCUCAAUGACAUAUUCGACAACGGAAAAGUGGCAGAUCCAGAAAUAAUCCGCGCAGAAGUCAAGCAAGUGAGUCCCUACGUGCUGAUCAGCGCGCUCAAGUUUUUCUGGUGUCGGCUCCCGGGAAAUUGCGUGAUUGGCUGGAAGACAUACACCAAAUUCGUCACGCUUGACGAGGAGGCAGGCUUCCCCAAGCGUGCGUUUUUGGAAUUUAUGCCGAGCUGUCUUUCGUCGGGCGCGCAUGCGUCGAUCGUCUACGAUUUUUUUGACCUCAUCGUUGCACUGAUCCUCAACUCGAAGCACAACAUGCUUAGUGCGAAGAAGGUGGCCAGACUGUGUGGUCUGUGGGCGUUCCAUCCUGUGAAAAACAAACAGAGCGAGUCUCCAAGUUUUGAGAGAGGCAUGUACGAGUGGAUCCCUGCAGGCGAUGCCACCUUCCAUUUGCUGCUUUCCUUUUUGAACUCGAUGCCGCCAAAGGGCCAGAUCGAAAAGCUGCCCAAGUCAUUACAACAUAUUCUGAAAAGUACACCCUAUCCUCCACCGGCAACAACCACAUCCAGCUCGUCCUCGCGAUUUCUCCAGGAGGUACCUAUGGUCACCAUCAAGGUGAACAAUCCGUCGAAGAAUCCGGCUGAAUUGCUGGUGAGAGUCUCCAAAACCCUGAAAUUCAACGACCCGACCGUAUUCUACACAAGAGAAGACUACCUGCUACUCAAGCGGCUGUUCAAAGAUGUGGACGGGCUUAUAAGCAAGCUCUCAAGUGAGGGAAGCCGUCUUUUGGACAAUAUGUGCAUAUACGACGAAGACAUGAUCAGCGAUGGCACGGAGGGCAGCAAGCUGGCUUACAAGCUUAUUCCGGGUUGGUCGGCAGAUAUGACCUCUCCCAAGCCCGUCGAGCUGCGCGACGCCGAUUACUUCACAGCUACCGUCUCGAGGGCUACUAUAGACGACUACUUCAUAUGGACAUGGCUGGCUUCUCUGGGUAGCGAGGAAACUAGUGCCAAAAAGAAGAUGUUUGGUAAAACAUACAUCAUGGAGGUUGAGCUUGCAGAAGGCUUUAAGAAAUGGGUCAUUGUGGAAGAGCAGGACAUCGAGAGGGAUGGUUAUGAUAUUGAGAUAGAGCUCAAACGGGAGAAGCUUAAAGAUUUACAAGACAAGAUCCGGGAGGCCGAGAAGGAGGUCGAAAAGAUGAAGGUAGCCAACAGAACGAGGGUUGUGUCGGAGAGCAAAGACCUGAACGAUAUCACCAAUAAGAUGUCUGAGCCUCUUCCUUCCAAACCAUAUCAAACAAGCCCGUUGCCGCCUCCUCCUGUGCCAGAAAAAGACUUCCCAAGUACCCCUGAUGGGAAGGAGAACGGCUCUCCCAACCCUCCAAAUGAGCGUGGCGUCAAAGCCAAUAGCGGCAGUUCUUACUACACUGCAGUGCAGACUCCAUCACCCGUGAAAGACGACAAAAAACCGCCCCCAAUGAGACCAAUCAGCGAACAAUCACACGAGGUUGACAGUGUAGGAUAUUUGCUGCCACCUCCAACUAGUCUGCCCGAAAACAAGGCCGCGCGCACUAACAACAGACUCCCACCACCUCAGCACGACUAUUUUGCUCCACAGCCGCAGCAGACAUAUCACAAAGAACAGCCUGCUAAUGUUUUGCAAAACCCUCCCUCGUCGUUCAACCAGAAACCUCUACCUCCGGUAAAGCAGAAAGUUGUUCCGGGCUCCUUCUCACACCAGACAUUGGCACCCACCUCUGUGAAUCUUUCCCCAGAAGCGACCGUGUCUGCUACCUCAAUUUCUCCUUCUUUGGCACCGAUGGCAGCUUCGUCGCCGGCGUCAGUCUCCGUGUCCAGCUUUGAGCCGCCAAAGAUGCAGCAGCAGAAACGCAACUCCAAGAUCUUCGAUGAUAUUGAGAGUUUGGAGUCUGAGCUGAUGGAUGUCCUGAAAGAUGACGAAGAGCCAGCAGUUUCAGCGGAAUCUUCACCUGAGAAACGCACGCCACUGUCACCUCCUGUUCAGACACACGCCCCAGUGCAGACCGCCAGGCCGUCUGUUCCAAACCAGGCUAUGCAGCGAUAUUCUCACCACGGCGCUCCUUCUAUGGGCUACGGCAUCAACGCUCCUCAUCCUGCCUACGCAUCGUCGGCUCCGCGGUCUCGCUCGUCGUCUCCGCUGCGCUAUGGCCAGAGCUCGUCGCCGUCACCUGAACACGUGGCACAGUCUCCAUACGGCUCUCCAAGUCUGGAACAACGCGGCAGAAUGCCUCCUCCCAUGCAGGCAGUGCAACCAAUGCCUAUGAACUACUACCCACAAUACCCCAAAUAUCGUGCAUAUCCGGCGCCUCCACCAGGUGGCUAUGCUGUUCCACACGGUGCACCCUACGGUGGCUAUCCUCCGCCGAAUGGCUACGCUGCUGCUCCUGUUCCUCCUCAAGGCUACGCACCAGUGCCGGCUUAUGGUGGCGGCCACUAUGCCCCGGCUCCUGUGGGCCUCGCGCCUCGCCACAAGAACAAGAAUCUGAACACAAACAAAACACAGGCCCGCAAUGCUCUCAUGAAGGGCGAUUUCGGUAUAUGA
Molecule: messenger RNA, 2823 nt
Organism: Ogataea angusta
Lineage: Eukaryota; Fungi; Ascomycota; Pichiomycetes; Pichiales; Pichiaceae
Exons: 1
Coding region: 1-2823 (940 amino acids)
Cellular component (GO): cellular bud tip; cellular bud neck
Source: RefSeq, a predicted model, not a curated record